Messenger RNA from Xenopus laevis (African clawed frog), 1297 nucleotides. RefSeq names its product protein ATP6V1FNB-like. NCBI's taxonomy places the organism in Eukaryota, Metazoa, Chordata, Amphibia, Anura, Pipidae. The record is from RefSeq and is a predicted model, not a curated record.
UCUGAGUAUCACUCAUAUAUUAUAAGGGAUAAUGUACCCCCUACUGUAAAUGAUAAGGAUAUCAGAAGUGAUUUUACACCACCAGACAUGCCCCUGGGCACAAGCCUUACUAUAGAAACCCUCUCAUGUUUGUUGUGCAAUAUGUAGAGGUGUUGGAGCAGUGUGUGACAGUCAAGUGUGAUUUCAUGUCGAGUCCUUGUCCCUCCCAACUCCUCCUCCUGUUUCACUCCAGUAUCAGUCUUCCAGGAGACACACAGUAAACUCCACUCUGAGCAGCAGGACCUGUUUAUCCCAUUGCACAAGUCACUUGCUUUCUCUCUCUUGGAUCCCAUCCACCUCCCCAGCAAAUUAAGGGCUUUAUUACAUAAGCUGCUCAGGUGCCGAGGAUGAUGGACCUGCUCAAUACCAGGAACCAGAACUGCUGGAAGGAGAUGAUUGCGAAGGAAACGGCCUCCAGGAUGUACUGGAAGCUGAGAUACAAACAGGAGCAUCCACAGAACUUCCAGGAGAAGAGCAGGAAGAGGAAAGAAGGGUCUCUUCCUAAUAUUAAGACCACCCUGCUGCCGCCUAUUCAUGUCCCCAGGAAAGCGAAAGAAGUGUAGGAGCCGGCCUGUGGCCUCCCAGAAGAAGGGGAGUUGGGGGAGAUGAGAGUUGCCUCGCCGCACACCUCCAGUUUACUCUAUGAUGGCUUCUCCAAGGAGGGCAAAGGCAGGUCCCUGUAUCUGAGGAAGAGGAAGGAGUUUAUCCCAGAGGAGAAAUAUCCUCAUCCAGUUCUGUCCUCCUGGGAGUAUGGCUGGAGACUAGAUGAUAUGGUGAACGAAGUUAAGUCUCCGAUCCAUGGAAGGUGCAAGAUUGUGAGAGAUACAUUUUAUAGCAGGAAUGGCGUUGUUUCUUAUCCCCAAUACACCGACCGGAUGCUCUGAAUGUGCCGGUGAUUUCCAUACUUGUGUUUUACAGUCACUGUGUAUGUGGCCUUUAAUUCGCUGCUUGAUGAGACCCCAGGCCCGGAUUUGUGGAAAGGCCACCAAGGCCCGGGCCUAGGGCGGCAGGAUUUUAGGGGGGCGGCAUGCUGCCCAACCACACCCACAUUGGUUCAAAAACACUGGGGAUGCGCUGGAGAGACAAUUUAUUUAAUUCCCCGUGCGCCAAUCCCCAUUGCUCCUGUCCCCCUGGAGGCGACAGGGGUGACGAACGGUAGUGGGCCUAGGGGCGCCCCCUAUGUAAAUCCGGCCCUGUGAGCCCCAGGAAUGAUGCUGCAAUGAAUUGUAUAAUAAACCCAAUGGACUUUAGCUGCUUA